AUGGCCUGCGAUCUUAGCAAAGCUGCUUGGCUGUACCCUUUUCGCGGAAUAUACUACUUCCUAUCACAUCGCUUCCUCUGGCCCUUGUUCAAGACACGUUUGAUACCGAUUGUUCUGCUCUCCGCCUUCAUCUACACCAUCCUCUUUCUCUUCGCCUAUUUACCGCAAGUAGCAUUCCUUGCCAUCUUUCAAGGAGCCGGGGCGUGGAUCAGUGGUGCUUUCUUGGUUCUGGGUGAAGGAGCUGCCGUGGUAGCUGCACUUUUCGAGGCGUUCUUUGUUGAUGAGACCCUGGUGGAUAUAUUCGAUGCCGUGUUGGUUAGCGAAGGCCAAGGGGAGCUGGUCGCCGCAUCUCGCGUGUUAUACCCCCAGGGCGACGAUGUCGUACAACGACUGGGCAAGCCAACCCAGUCUGCUGUCUACUCGCCCUUCUCGCUGAGGCAGAUUUUGGAGUUUAUCAUUCUUCUCCCGCUGAACUUUAUUCCCGUGGCGGGCACUCCCAUGUUCCUCAUUUUGACGGGAUAUCGCGGUGGGCCUUUCCACCACUGGCGGUACUUUCAGCUGUUGGGUCUCUCCAAGCAGCAGAGGAAGGAGAGGAUUCGGAAACGGCAAUUGCAGUAUACGACGUUCGGAACGGUGGCCUUGAUCCUGCAACUGAUUCCUGUGCUCUCCAUGUUCUUUCUGAUGUCAACAGCAGUUGGGGCUGCUUUGUGGGCUGUGGAGAUUGAGAACCGACGUCCUCUUUUAACCUCAGGCAGACGCUCUGACCGAGACGAUGCCUACCGUGAUACUAUCGAUCCCAUGGCUUGA
Molecule: messenger RNA, 807 nt
Organism: Aspergillus calidoustus
Lineage: Eukaryota; Fungi; Ascomycota; Eurotiomycetes; Eurotiales; Aspergillaceae
Source: the annotation of a GenBank genome assembly